UUAGAGGCACAAAAGCAAGUACUGUAAAUCUGUAAUUAGAGUUUUGCUGCCGCUCCACUGAGUUUCCCCUAUUUCGUAUCGAACGCCGGAAAAAAUUUUGUAUCACAUACAUACACUUCGUAAACUAAGGAUGUGGAGAUCUGUAGCAGCAGCCAUUGCAAGAAAAUCAAAGCUCUCUGGAGGCUUAUGUGUUGCUCUUCACUCUCAGCCUCAGGUACUUCAUUCUAUCCCAUCAAAAACUGCGGCUUUUCUUGCUCCCCAACUCAUUUUUCAUCAAGACCCGAGAUAUUUUUCUCAAGAUUCGUCAACCCCUUUAUCUGAUGAGGCUCAGAUACCUCAAUUUGAGUCAGCAUUUGGUGGAGAAGAUGUUAAAGAUGAUAUAUUUGGUGAUGCCCACAACGUGUUUGAUGAAUUGUGUGAAGAGAAUAAAGAGGGUGUUGAUGAGAAUUUGAUGAGUGAUGUUGUGGGUGAUGAUGAAAAUGAAGGGGGUGUUGUGAGUGAAGAGGCUGUGUUAGAGAAGAUGGAAAAUGUGGUGCCUUUGCUGCAGAGUGGUAAUGUUGAUGUGGGGGCAUUAAGGUCUUGUCUCAAGAAUGACAUAAGUGUGGAGUUACUGGAAAAGUUUGUUCUUAGGGUGGUUGAAACCCCGCUUAUUUCGGGUGAGAAUUUGAUUGGAUUUGUGAAAUUGGUUUUGGAGAAAGAUAAGGUGGCUGUGAGCACUGCUGUUGUGGAAGCACUUGUUCGGGUUGUCUGUAUUGAACGCAAGAGGAAUAGUGCGUAUGCUCUCUGGGAUUUGUUGAAGGAGGUGGGAGAGGACAGUGUUGUGUUGUCUACGGAGAUUCUUAAUAGUUUGUUAUCGCUGCUUUCUGUGUUGGGUAAAGGAAAAGCUUGUUAUGAAGUGUUUGACAAGUUUGGGGAAUUUAAUUGUGUCCCGAAUGAAGAGUCUUUCUAUAUUACUGCUGAAGCUCUUUGUAAGAGAUCCAUCUUUGAUUGGGCUGUUUCUGUUUGUGAGACAAUGGUCAAUGCAGGGAAGUUGCCGGAUAUUGAGAAAGUUGGUAAGAUUAUUACCUGUCUGUGUAAAGGUAAAAAAGCUAAAGAUGCUCAUGCUCUUUACUUGUUUGCAAAGAAGCAAGAUAAAAUCCCACCUCGGUCCUCAGUUAACCUUUUGAUCAGCUCACUUUGUCGUGAGGAUGUGAAUGUCCCCUUGGCUUUGGAGAUGUUGAACGAAGUCUCUAAGGAAGAGAAAAAAGAUGCAAUCAAGCUGUUUUCUUCAGUCAUUCAGGGGCUGUGCCGAAUAAAGGAUACUGAUAAGGCAAAAGUUCUGUUAUUUGACAUGAUUGAAUCAGGUCCUCCUCCUGGAAAUGCUGUAUUUAAUACAAUCAUUAAUAACCUUUCCAAGGCGGGAGAAAUGAAGGAAGCAAGAAAGAUAAUGAAAGUUAUGGAAAGUAGGGGUCUGAAACCUGAUGUAUACACUUAUAGUGUGAUCAUUAGCGGUUAUUCAAAGGGUGGUGAGAUGGAGGAGGCUCGUAAAGUAUUGGAUGAAGCCAAAACAAAGCACUCCAAGCUGACCCCUGUGACUUACCAUACACUCAUCAGAGGGUAUUGUAAGUUAGAAAGAUUUGACGAAGCCCUGGAAUUAUUAAGUGAGAUGAAAAAAUACGGGGUACAGCCUAAUGCAGAUGAAUACAAUAAACUGAUUCAAUCACUUUGUUUGAAAGCUUUGGAUUGGAAGACCGCACAGAAGCUCCUUGAUGAGAUGGAAAACAAUGGCUUGUAUCUUAUUGGGAUCACAAGGGGACUCAUUAGGGCAGUCAAGGAGCUCGAAGAAGAGGGAGUUGAAACCGCAGAUGCUGAUGUUGAAGUAAUUGCUAAUGUAUCCUGAAGCUGAUUAAACCUCAUGGCUCUAGCCUUGUUUCCUCCCCCAUUUUGUAAUGUUUUUUAAUAGAUAAAGAAGGAAGUAUUGCAGGUAUUUGGUCAUAAUCUUGCACGUGUUUUCUGGAAGGAUUUGGAAUGAGUAGAAUCAUAAUUUUUUUCUAGA
Messenger RNA from Daucus carota subsp. sativus, 2035 nucleotides. RefSeq names its product small ribosomal subunit protein mS80 (rPPR6). The transcript has a single exon. NCBI's taxonomy places the organism in Eukaryota, Viridiplantae, Streptophyta, Magnoliopsida, Apiales, Apiaceae. The record is from RefSeq and is a predicted model, not a curated record. The coding region runs from base 131 to 1879 and encodes 582 amino acids. Gene Ontology annotation, molecular function: protein binding.